AUGAGUGUUCAGAGCCCACCCACACUCCAGAAACUGGCAAGGCAGACUCUGCUGAGAAAUGAGGCCGUGAUCAUAUCCUCUCUGGAGGAGCUGCCUACAGUGCUCUUCCCAGCGUUGUUCAAGGAGGCCUUCGAGGGCAGGCACAGCAAGCUUGUGAAGGAAAUGGUGACCACUUGGCCUUUCCCCUGUCUCCCUGUUGGGGCAUUGAUGAAGACACCUAACUUGGAAACCUCGCAGGCUGUCCUGGAAGGUGUAGACAUGCGACUGACAAGAGAUAUUCACCACAGCAAGGGAAAACUUCAGGUUCUGGACCUGAGGAAUGUGCACCACACUUUCUGGAACAUAUGGGCUGAUGAAGAGGAUGGCAGCUGUUCUUCAGAGUCCUUGGAUGACAAUCCGGUAGUGAAGGUCCUUCCCCGAUAUGCACUGAGGCACAAACUGAAGGUGGUUACUGAGCUGUGCCUGAGGCCCCGUCUUGAGGAAGCACAAGCAUGCUUCUUGAAGUGGGCCCAGCAGAGAAAGGGCUUCCUGCAUUUCUGCUGUACGAAGCUGAAGAUCUGGGCUAUGCCUAUGGACUUUAUCAGAGAGAUCUUGAAUGUCUUUCACCCAGAGCACAUCGAGGAAUUGGAACUGAACACUGAGUGGAAUAUCUUCCAGCUGGCCCAGUUUGCUCCCUUCUUUGGAAACAUGAGAAAUUUAAAGCAUGAACAACUAAGAGUUUCCCAGUCUUUACAAAUUCAAAUGCAUUGA
This is a messenger RNA of Rattus rattus (black rat), 750 nucleotides long. RefSeq names its product PRAME family member 20-like. The transcript has 3 exons. The coding region runs from base 1 to 750 and encodes 249 amino acids. The record is from RefSeq and is a predicted model, not a curated record. NCBI's taxonomy places the organism in Eukaryota, Metazoa, Chordata, Mammalia, Rodentia, Muridae. Gene Ontology annotation, cellular component: cytoplasm.